UGUAUGUUCUCCUAAAGUUAGAUCGCGAGCCCCAAUGGUGGCAGGGACUGAGGUCGGCCAUGACGCUCUCUGUACAGCGCUGCAGAAGAUGUUGGAGCUAUAGGAGUAACCGAAAUGUACAGUAUAGAUGCGGCACAGUCACAGCUUGCAGAGUGUUAUCAAAGACUCCUAGUAGUAACUGAGCCGCCCUGCCUCCCCCACCGGCCUCCCUCUUCUUCUCCUCUUACAAUCAUCUGAUCCUUCUCAUAACCAUCACACAGCACAGUGCCUGUGGAGCGAGGCGGAGCAGAGCCACAUACCUCCUAGCAAGUAUGCAGAGCAAGGGCUAGAUGAGUUCUGAGACUUUUUUUUUUUUCCUCAUCAUGGAGAAACGUACUGCCUGGACAAAGUGCAAUUGUUUCCAUAGAUCCAAGAGAUCCUACCUCCUUUCAUGAGCGCAGAUCAUGGGAUUGUAACGGAUAAGGUCUGCUGUGUAAGCGUGGAAGAACGUACGCUGUCCUCCGUGCGGUGGUCUCCAACCCACCUGUGAUGUGCAUUGAUGGGACGGAAGAUGAAAAGGCCGACCUGUAAAUACUCCUGCAAGGUCUUCUUCAGGAUUCUGUUAUUCAUCGGGAGCAUGGUAUGCCUCCUGUACAUCUGCAAGGUGGGACUGGACGCCAAGACGUGUGACCUCCGAGCCCUGGACGCCAACCACAUCAAGAAUGCCCACGCGUUUGCCAGGAGGGUGGAGGAGGCACAGUGCAGACCGGCAUUUGCAAAACUGGAAAUGGACCGCUUGUUCCAAAACAGAUACAACAUAGCCCUAGAAAGCUUUGUUAAGAAGGACAGGAACUUAAACGAACUUUUGUAUCAGUAUGACCCACCUUUUGGGUUCCGUCACUACCUCAAGGAACUUGAUGACAUUUUGGACAUGAUAACCAAUAAUGAUCUUCCCAUGAGACCAGGUUCCAAAGACUGCAAGCGCUGCAUUGUCAUAGGGAGCGGGGGAAUCCUCCAUGGUCUGCAGCUGGGGCAUGCCAUCAACAAGUAUGACGUUGUCAUCAGAUUGAACAAUGCUCCGGUUCACGGCUACGAGAGAGAUGUUGGGAACAAAACCAACAUCAGAAUGACUUAUCCGGAGGGGGCGCCGGUCUCAGAACAGGAGUAUUUCAGUAACAGUCUUUUUGUCACCGUUCUCUUCAAAUAUGUGGACUUCUUGUGGCUUCAGGCCAUUCUGAAGAACGAGACGCUGUCCAUCUGGGACAGGCUGUUUUUCUGGAAGAGCGUCAACGACAAACUACCUCUUAAAGCUAAUCAGAUCCGGAUCCUGAAUCCACUCAUAGUGAAAGAGACGGCCAUGGAUAUCCUGCAAUUUCCCCCACCUCGGCAGAAGUGGUUGGGCUGGAACAAGAAUGUGCCUACCAUUGGUGCCAUAGCCAUGGUCCUGGCCACCCAUUUAUGCGAUGAAGUGAGUAUCGCCGGCUUCGGAUAUGACCUCAGUCAGCCGGACAUAACCUUACAUUACUAUGAUAACCUGUGUAUGGAAGCAAUGAACCGUCAACCAAUGCAUGACAUCAGCAAGGAGAGGAAGCUGCUACAGACUCUGGUGCGGGAAGGUGUGGUGAAAGACUUGAGCGGAGGACUCCAUUGUGAAUUCUGCUCCUCCCAUCAGACUCAGGGUGUCGCCACUGAUACAUAGAUAUUUGCGUCUUAAACUGGGAUCAUCCUCACGUGAUGAGGGAACGCUCCUUCAAGUAAUAGAAAGCCGACCUGCCUCCUGUGGAGUAUUCAUCGUAUUGCUGCUUGAUGCUGCAUCAUGGUUCAUCUCCAUGACACUGUGGAGAAUCAGGGUGGUCAGCACUCCCACUAUGGGGGACCAUACGAUAUCUAAACCACUAACAUUGUCCACCCACCACCUUCUCAUGGUGCUGACAAAUCUGCAGCCCCUACAUCAUCUGGAUGAAAUGAAGACUUCAGAAACACCGUCUACAACAUCAGGCACUCAAGACCACAACUCCCAGUGUUCAUAGGCUUCCUGUGGAGCAUGCUGGGAGUUGUAAGAUAACCAUGGCAGACCACUGGAUUACGGGCUAGAUAAAGCAUCAGACACUGUGUUGUCUUACUCAUGGUGACUGCUGCUCCUCUCUUCAGAGACCUUGUAAAAACCAGAAAACCACUUCACUGUUGAGGACGACUGGACUCCAUAUUGUCCCUCAUACAUUUUAUGAUCAGAAAGGUUGUACCAGAUGAUUUCUUCCAGAAACGGCGCUCACACAGGUUGUGUUGAGCUGCAAUACCAGAAACAACCAAUGGAAAGAUGUGGCGCUGUUUCUGGAAGUAGACAUGUUUU
Molecule: messenger RNA, 2329 nt
Organism: Bufo bufo (common toad)
Lineage: Eukaryota; Metazoa; Chordata; Amphibia; Anura; Bufonidae
Gene: ST3GAL5
Product: ST3 beta-galactoside alpha-2,3-sialyltransferase 5
Exons: 7
Coding region: 539-1678 (379 amino acids)
Molecular function (GO): lactosylceramide alpha-2,3-sialyltransferase activity
Source: RefSeq, a predicted model, not a curated record